This is a messenger RNA of Racocetra persica, 1212 nucleotides long. The record is from the annotation of a GenBank genome assembly. Lineage: Eukaryota; Fungi; Glomeromycota; Glomeromycetes; Diversisporales; Gigasporaceae.
AUGGAAACUAUUUACGAAAAAACUGCAACUUCUCCAGUGAACAUAGCAGUCAUUAAAUACUGGGGAAAACGGGAUACAACUUUAAUUCUUCCAACAAAUCCUUCACUUUCUGUGACAUUAUCUCAAGAUCACUUGCAUAGUAAAACUACAAUUCGAGCUUCUUCAGAUUUUGAAAAAACUAGACUUUGGCUUAACGGCGUUGAAGAUGUUGAUAUAGAAAAAAACAAGCGAUUACAAAAUUGCUUGCGUGAAACCCGACGUUUACGUAAAGAAUAUGAAGAGAAAUUGCGUAAAGAUAAAGGCCCAGAUAAAGUCUUGCCUUUAUCAGAAUAUAAUCUUCACAUUUGUUCUGAAAAUAAUUUCCCUACAGCAGCUGGAUUAGCUUCCUCAGCAUCUGGCUUUGCAUGUUUGGUAUAUACACUUUCUCAAUUAUAUGAAUUACCAAUUUCUACCACUGAAUUAUCAAAAAUCGCAAGACAAGGUUCGGGAUCAGCUUGUCGUUCAUUAUUCGGUGGAUUCGUCGCAUGGGAAAUGGGUUCUAAAGAUGACGGAUCCGACAGCCAAGCGGUACAAAUUGCGCCGCGAGACCAUUGGCCUGAAUUAGAAGCUUUGAUUUGUAUAGUCAGCGACGCCAAAAAGGGAGUCAGUAGUACAGAAGGAAUGCAAACUACGGUCAAUACUUCUACCCUCCUUCAACAUCGCAUUGAACAUGUUGUUCCUGUUCGAAUGAAAUACAUGAUUGAUGCUAUUCAUGAACGAGAUUUUCAAAAAUUUGCUGAAAUUACCAUGCAAGAUUCUAAUCAAUUUCACGCCGUGUGUUUAGACACAUUUCCUCCAAUUUUUUAUCUUAAUGAUGUUUCUCGAGCUAUUAUUCGUAUGAUUACAGAAUAUAAUUCUACUAACUCUGAAAAAAAAUUAAAAGCUGCAUAUACUUUUGAUGCUGGGCCAAACGCUGUGAUUUACACAACUAGUGAAAACAUACCUGAGUUAAUUAAUUUGAUAGCAAAAUAUUUUCCAGGCAAUGAUGAUGUAAAAAAUUAUUUCUUUGAUCCUUUUCAAUUAUUUGUUGGAAAAACCAUUGGAGAACAACCAUUACCUUUAGGAUUCAACGAUCAGAUAAUUCCAGUAUUUCCUAAAGGUAGUGUUAAACAAAUUUUACAUACAAAAGUUGGUGAUGGACCAAAAGUUGUGAAUCAUACAAUUGCUAAUUGA